UGUAUACUACGUUUAAAAAGAAAGAUAACUAUAAUUUAUUAAAUAUUUUGGUAGGUAUCAAAUCUAAGUUAUAACUAAGUUAUUGACUAUCUCAAAUUGAGUUAACCAAGUCUUACAAAUUAAUAAUACUCAAAAAAAGAAAUGUUGAAAUCAAUUUUAAGGGGGCUGUAUAGACAUGAGUCUUCAUUAGCUUCUAAAAAUAUUAUUACAACUAGCAAAUCUGUUAAUUCAUAUCGAAUAACUCUUUCAGAUCCUAAAACAAGAAAUACAUUAUCUAUUGCUGUACUUCAACAAUUAAUUGAAAAAAUAAAAACUGCAGGGGAUGAUUUAUCAAUGAAAAGUAUAAUACUAUGUGCAAGUGGACCAGUUUUUUCUGCAGGGCACAACCUCAAUGAACUCAGUGUACCGGAAAAACAAAAAAUUAUAUUUUCAUUAGCUACAAAACUUAUGAAUACAAUGAUAGAAUGUCCUAUACCUAUCAUAGCAUGUGUUGAUGGUGUAGCUGCUGCAUCAGGUUGUCAAUUAGUAGCAGCUUCAGAUAUGGCAAUUUGUUCAAGCCGUAGUUCUUUUUCUACUCCUGGUGUAAACCUUGGUUUAUUUUGUUCUACUCCAGGAAUUCCAUUGAGUAGAGUUAUGUCAAAAAAAACUGCUGCUUAUAUGUUAUUCACUGGUAUAUCAAUCAAUGCUGAAGAAGCUCUUAGAACUGGUCUUGUCAGUAAGGUUGUUCAACCACAAGAAUUAGAUGACGAAAUUACUAAGUUGACAACAUUAAUUGGUCAAAAAAGCCGCUCAGUUAUUACUUUAGGAAAGACAUUUUUUUAUAGACAAAUUGAUGAAAAUAUUAGAUUGGCUUACAAAAAUGGGGAAAAAAUUAUGUUGGAUAAUUUAGAACUCAGUGAUUGCAAAGAAGGUUUACUAUCAUUUGUUGAAAAAAGAAAACCUAAUUGGUCAAAUUAAAAAUGAAGUAAAACUUUUAACAAAUUAUUUUUGAGAACCAUAUUCAAAUUGGAACCAAAUUUGUGUAAAUUCUAUUUUUUAUUUUUUACUCAAGUAUAGAAAUUUCUAUUUAUUAUAAAUUUACUGUUGUUAUUAUUAAUA
This is a messenger RNA of Melanaphis sacchari, 1098 nucleotides long. RefSeq names its product enoyl-CoA hydratase domain-containing protein 3, mitochondrial. Gene Ontology annotation, cellular component: mitochondrion. NCBI's taxonomy places the organism in Eukaryota, Metazoa, Arthropoda, Insecta, Hemiptera, Aphididae. The transcript is spliced from 7 exons. Gene Ontology annotation, molecular function: hydro-lyase activity. The record is from RefSeq and is a predicted model, not a curated record. The coding region runs from base 142 to 957 and encodes 271 amino acids.